Molecule: messenger RNA, 279 nt
Organism: Aspergillus pseudotamarii
Lineage: Eukaryota; Fungi; Ascomycota; Eurotiomycetes; Eurotiales; Aspergillaceae
Exons: 3
Coding region: 1-279 (92 amino acids)
Biological process (GO): defense response to fungus
Source: RefSeq, a predicted model, not a curated record
AUGCACCUCACUACAGUUGUCCUGUUCCUCUUCGCUGCAAUGGGCGCGGUAGCCACUCCCAUUGAGUCCGAGUCAUUCGGCCUCGAUGCCAGAGCUGAGGCUAGCACGCUAAUCAAAUACACUGGAAAAUGCACCAAAAGCAAGAACGAAUGCAAAUUCAAAGGCCAAACCAAAAAGAACACAUUUGUCAAGUGCCCUUCAUUCGCCAACAAGAGGUGCACCAAGGAUGGCAACUGGUGCCAAUUCGACAGUUACUCCCGCAAAGUUGAGUGUAAGUAG